Molecule: messenger RNA, 2720 nt
Organism: Nematostella vectensis (starlet sea anemone)
Lineage: Eukaryota; Metazoa; Cnidaria; Anthozoa; Actiniaria; Edwardsiidae
Product: T-box transcription factor TBX20
Exons: 8
Coding region: 402-1511 (369 amino acids)
Biological process (GO): positive regulation of DNA-templated transcription; cell fate specification; regulation of transcription by RNA polymerase II
Cellular component (GO): nucleus
Molecular function (GO): RNA polymerase II cis-regulatory region sequence-specific DNA binding; DNA-binding transcription factor activity, RNA polymerase II-specific
Source: RefSeq, a predicted model, not a curated record
UUAUCUCCCCAUUUGUCCCAACAUGAAAGGCAAGAAAGAUUUAUGCCGCAGACAAUGGAGGUAAAUUCUCAUUCCAGUUCCCUUCUUCAGAUGUUUGAUUUGGAAAGGAUUACAAAAACGGGGUGAAGAAGAGAUUGAUCAACACGAGAGAUUUGAUUGUUUUUGUUGUACGGCUGAGGGGUUCUUCCGAGUAUCAAUGGAAAAACACUGAUUGCUCAAACCAUGAGCUGGCGCCAUUUGUCUAAAGAUCUAAACACAGAGAAAAACUCCUGCAGCAAACUUUGCGAUAAAUAGGGCGAGACCAGAGAACACGUAGCGAUCAUAGCGCGCGGUGAGGUUGGACACUCACACGAAGUCGGUGACAGGCCACAACACAAGACACCUACAGGACACACGACAGUAUGGCAUCCCAGGCGAAGAGGGCUAUACUCAGUACCAAGGCGAAAGCAUUUUCCAUCGCAUCCCUAGUGGACCAAACAAACGGCAAAGAGCUAGAGUGCGGACAAGUCGAUGACAAAUCCGAGGAUGAAGGUCACACGGACAACGAAACUGACUGUAAAAGACGAAAGUUGGAGAACACUGCGGGUCGCUCCGCUAGCGAGCUGACACGGCCUGAGGCAGUUCUAGAGGGGCGAGAGCUAUGGCAGUGUUUCUACAGACUAGGCACAGAAAUGAUCAUUACGAAAAGCGGAAGACGAAUGUUUCCGCCACUGCGAGUCUCUUUUAUCGAUCUCGACCCACGUGACUCCUACGCGGUCAUGCUCGACAUAGUCCCUCUCGACAAUAAAAGGCACAGGUAUUCCUACACAGACUCGGCGUGGUUCGUGGCGGGCGAAGCUGAUCCUACCCCUCCCCGGAGAGUAUAUGUUCACCCGGAGUCACCUUUUAGUGGAGAGGAACUGGCGAGACAAGUUUUGUCCUUUGAGAGAGUCAAGCUCACAAAUAACCCAAAAGACGUUAACGGAAACAUUAUCCUCAACUCAAUGCACAAGUACCAACCGCGCGUGCACUUACUGAAGAACCCCGCUGACACAAACUACGAGGGACAGCUUGAGGAGGCUCAGACUUUCGUGUUCCCAGAAACAGCAUUCAUGGCGGUAACCGCUUACCAAAACCACCUGAUAACACGAUUGAAGAUAUACAGCAAUCCUUUCGCUAAGGGCUUCAGGGAUACAACAAGACUGCUACCCAGCUUUCAUGAAGACGGCUUCAUGUUACAAGCGGAUGAUUACUCCGGGAGCUGCGAUACCGGCCGGGAGGGACUGUGCAGCUGCCAGCUUCAAAUAGGUUGCUACCCUCAUCAUCCAACCGAGGCUGUUAGGGAUGCAUCAGCUGACUCAAGAUGGAGUUGCACUGACGAAUGCUGUACCGAGUAUCCAUGGCGACCGUCGCCAAGCAAUUUACGCGGGUAUACCCGCUCAAUGGACAUUUACUCGCGAGAGAGCGCCUCGCCUUAUGCUCUUGUCGGCUGUCCUAGCCUCUUUGCAGAAGAGCGGCAAAGAGAGUAUUAGCAGAGUAAGUGGCAAGAAACAGGUUGAUUCUUGGGAAAACGAUCACGGGUGGCAUAGCUGGCUGGGAAGGAUGGUCUUUGCACAGCUUUUAGUGGCCCCAGCUGGACUGAGCGCUCAGUAUGAUAUAUCAAGACUUGGGAUCCAAAGACUAGGCCAGUUUGCCAUAUUUAUUCAGACUAGAAUGCUUCGGUUGAUGUGCCACAAAAAAUGCUCGAGAGCCGUGUAAUUGUUGCCAAAGAAAGUAUUUCUAAGAGCUUCUUGGUGAAAACGUGUUGAUAUUGAAAUCCCGUAGAUGAUAGAACGAUUCUUUCCUGCAAUCAGGUUCUUCAGUUAGACAAUCAACUCAAACAGAAGUUAGGCAUGGUCUGUCAUAGUAUAGAUAAUGCGAAAAAAGUAGCUGAGCAUAAACAAAAUUUUCAAUAUAAUAUUUAUGUUUGUAUAAACCCAUUUCAAUUAAGGUUAUACCCGAGCAAAAUUUUCAAUAUAAUAUUUGUUUGUAUAAACCCAUUUCAAUUGAGGUUACACCCGAGAAGCAACCAUAAUUGAAAAAGGUGUUUAAUAUACUUUGAUGUGGAGCGGGUCAAACGUUUUGAGUGAGGGGUCUUUUUAAAAGAAUCCUACAAAUGCCUCGUGCAUCUCUUGUGGAAGGGGUAUUAGACUGACAUUAAGGACGCUGCACACGGACGGGAAAUUUGUGGGCACAUAUCCAAUAAAAUGCGAAAAUAUAUUUAAGAAUUUAAAAAUUAUUACGUAAAACACGACUACUUGGGUGCGUCGAAAAAUGAAACAAAAACAAUGCAGAUGUAUUACGGGUUAUAUUUAAUAAUUUUCCAUAUUACAAAGAUAAAAACACGGCAUAUUUAACAGGUAGUAGAGGAAAGUACAGUCAUUACAACAAGGCUAUAUCUAGACAGUAUAAGGGUCGCACUAUCCUCUCGACUAAACGUUAGCACAGGUUCUCAUUGUAAUCAUAUAACAUAUAUUCGUAAUGUCUACUUCUAAGAAGUAAUUACUAGAAGUAAUAAAUUCCAAGCCAUAAAGGAAUAUUCUCGAUUUCUCAAAUGCAAAAUAAAAUGAAAUAUCAUAAGUUUAAAUUCUACUUAAUCCUGCCGAUUUUCAAACGGAUUUGAGAAAUCGAUAAUCCCUUAUUUCUCAAUAAACCUUUGUUACAGUUACACUAUAAAUAAAUUAAAAUCAUCCUAGAGAAUA